This is a messenger RNA of Aureobasidium vineae, 2061 nucleotides long. Lineage: Eukaryota; Fungi; Ascomycota; Dothideomycetes; Dothideales; Saccotheciaceae. The record is from the annotation of a GenBank genome assembly.
AUGGCUACCCCGGGUACCACAAAGCGCGACGUAAGGAAUCACGUCCUCUUCGAGGUCGCGACCGAAGUCGCCAAUCGAGCCCAGGUCACCACAGCAGAGUAUGGCUCAGCUUACACACUGAUCGGUCCCUUGAACCGCAACUCGGUCGAGGAGCUCGAGCCCAAGGACCCUGCCAUGGUAGCGACCAUCAAAUCCAUGAACGAGCGUGGCAUCCAGACACUAUACGGAAGAUGGUUGAUCGAUGGUGCCCCGAGAGUGUUGCUUUUCGACACUGGCACUGGUUACUACAAACUCGACGAGUGGAAGGGCGACCUUUGGGCAACUGCCGGCAUCCCUUCGCCUGCAGACGACCAUGAGACCAACGAGGCCAUUGUCUUUGGCUACCUUGUUGCAUGGUUCCUCGGAGAGUACGUCUACCACGAGAAGGAGCGCGCAGUCGUUGCUCAGUUCCACGAGUGGCUCGCCGGUGUUGCUCUUCCUCUGUGCAAGAAGCGCAGAAUUGACGUGACCACCAUCUUCACCACUCACGCAACCCUCCUCGGUCGUUAUCUCUGCGCCGGCUCUGUCGACUUUUACAACAACCUGCAAUACUUUGACUGCGACGCCGAGGCCGGAAAGAGAGGCAUUUACCAUCGCUACUGCAUAGAACGCGGUGCUGCUCACGCCGCCGAUGUCUUCACAACCGUAUCGCAUAUCACUGCUUACGAGAGUGAACAUCUGCUCAAGCGCAAGCCCGAUGGUGUCUUGCCCAACGGUCUGAACGUCAAGAAGUUCUCGGCAACCCACGAGUUCCAAAACUUGCAUCAAGUAAACAAGGAGCGAAUCAACGACUUUGUCCGUGGCCACUUCUAUGGCCACAACGAUUUCGAUCCCGACAAGACUCUAUACUUCUUCACCGCAGGUCGUUACGAGUACCGCAAUAAGGGUGUCGACAUGUUCAUCGAAUCUCUGGCCCGUCUCAACCACCGUCUCAAGGCAGCUGGUUCCGAUAUGACCGUUGUCGCUUUCAUCAUUAUGCCCGCACAAACCACCUCGCUCGCCGUCGAGGCCCUCAAGGGUCAAGCCGUCCUCAAGUCUCUGCACGACACUGUCAGCUCCAUCGAGAAGAACAUUGGCAAAAAGCUCUUUGAGCGCUCUUUGGCAUGGCAUGAGNGGCAGAACCCUCCUGAUGAGACUGGCCUCUUGACGGCAGAAGACAAGGUUCUGCUUCGUCGUCGUCUCUUCGCCAUGAAGCGCUCCAACUUGCCUCCCAUUGUUACUCACAACAUGGUCAAUGACCAGGAAGACCCCAUCCUGAACCAAAUCCGCCGCUGCCAGCUCUUCAACCACCCCACCGACCGUGUCAAGGUUGUUUUCCACCCCGAGUUCUUGAGCUCCGGUAACCCAGUCCUCCCAAUGGACUACGACGACUUUGUUCGCGGUACCCAUCUGGGUGUCUUCUCGUCUUACUACGAGCCCUGGGGCUACACUCCUGCCGAGUGUACCGUCAUGGGUGUUCCUUCCAUUACCACCAACCUGUCUGGAUUCGGAUGCUACAUGGAAGAACUGAUCGAGAAUGCUCAAGACUACGGUAUCUAUAUUGUGGACAGACGUAUGAAGGGCGUCGACGACAGUGUCAACCAACUCACCGAGUACAUGUUCGACUUCGUCGGAAAGAGCCGCAGACAACGCAUCAACCAACGCAACCGUACCGAGAGAUUGAGCGACCUCUUGGACUGGAAACGCAUGGGUAUGGAGUACGUCAAGGCCAGACAGCUGGCUCUUAGAAGAGCAUACCCUACUUCAUUCGAGGGCGACGAAGAACCUGGCUUCUUUGAUGGCACCGAAGUGAAGAUCUCUCGCCCGCUUUCUGCACCUGGCUCGCCAAGAGACCGCUCAGGCAUGAUGACUCCUGGUGAUUUUGCAUCUCUGCAAGAAGUGNAGGAAGAAGAUGUCGACGAGUACCCAUUCCCGCUCACCCUGCGAAGCAAGACGUCGUCGGCAAACGGAACCGGCACCACAACACCCACCAACGGCACUGCAAGCAACCUGACUAGCAACACUAGCGGUGCUGCCUUUUAA